Messenger RNA from Selaginella moellendorffii, 915 nucleotides. RefSeq lists its product as uncharacterized. NCBI's taxonomy places the organism in Eukaryota, Viridiplantae, Streptophyta, Lycopodiopsida, Selaginellales, Selaginellaceae. The coding region runs from base 1 to 915 and encodes 304 amino acids. The record is from RefSeq and is a predicted model, not a curated record. The transcript is spliced from 3 exons. Gene Ontology annotation, molecular function: protein dimerization activity.
AUGGAGAGAUUGGUGGAGCUAAGGCCAAAGCUACAACAAAUGUUUGUGAGCGAUGCUUACAAUGCAAGGCUAGAGUCAAGGACAGAUUCUGGGAUAGCAUGCCGAGGAAUUGUGUUCAACAAUACAUACUGGAACGAGGUUAACCACAUGCUGGGUGUUUCAAGGAGGGUGAUGCAUUUGCUACGAAUGGUUGACGGAGACGUGCCUGUGAUUGGGAAGGUCUAUGAGGGGAUGGAUCAAAUGAGCGAGAACAUCCGUCAACAAGAGGAGAACAAUCUUAGGUAUGAGGAGCUAAACCAACUGAUUUCAAACAGGUGGUGGGCUUAUCAUAGCACCUUUCACUCCGUGGCAUACAUGCUUGAUCCAGAGUUUCAGGGGAACUUGGAGGGUAGUUUUGGCACCAGGGACUCUCAGAUGGAUCGUACAACAAAGGGUUCUGUGCAGUGGUGGGAGGAUAAUGGCUACUCAGGUCUAGAUUUGCAAAGGUUGGCAAUUCGAGUGCUUAGUCAGACAAGUUCUUCCUCAUUUGUGGGGCGAUUGUUCAGCAUUUUUGGGCACAUCACUUCAAAUAAGAGGAAUUGCUUAGUAGUAAGCCGGAUUGCAAACUUGGUAUUUGUGGCCAAUAAUACCAAGUUGAUAGGGAGCCACACUUCCUAUGACAAGUUUGUGGGAUUGAGCCAGACAAGAAGUAUUCCUCAAAUUACUGAUGCUGAUAUUGAAGCUAUGGAAGAAGAGGACGAAGACGAAGAUGAUGAUCUUGCUAAUGAGGAGCUUCUAGAUGAGAUGGAAGAAGUCGUUUGGCUGCCGGAUGCUGGAUCUCUUGGUGGCACCUCUUGGACAUCCGGCAUGAUUUCAGGCGCUUGGCUGUUAUUUCAAUCUGCUGGAGCCACAAGCUCGUGGAGCGUGAUCGCUUGA